Messenger RNA from Jaculus jaculus (lesser Egyptian jerboa), 1149 nucleotides. It is a transcript of the gene Cby1, whose product is annotated as chibby family member 1, beta catenin antagonist. Gene Ontology annotation, biological process: negative regulation of Wnt signaling pathway. NCBI's taxonomy places the organism in Eukaryota, Metazoa, Chordata, Mammalia, Rodentia, Dipodidae. The record is from RefSeq and is a predicted model, not a curated record. Gene Ontology annotation, cellular component: nucleus. The transcript is spliced from 5 exons. Bases 161 to 544 code for a protein of 127 amino acids.
GCAGGCGCGCUUCGCGUGGCCGCGGGGCGCGGGAGCCGCAGGGCCGGCGGUUGACUCGGCGUGAGCCGGGUCUCUGCGGAAACCUCCGGGGUCGCUUGGAUUCGGGUUUCGCGGGACACGUCAGGAAGGAAGUAUUGGUGUUUCCUUCAUCAGACCAGAGAUGCCUCUCUUUGGGAAUAUAUUCAGUCCGAAGAAGACACCUCCUCGGAAGUCAGCUUCUCUCUCCAACCUGCAUUCUCUGGAUCGUUCAAUGAGGGAGGUGGAGCUGGGCCUUGACUAUGGAACUCCCACCAUGAACCUGGCAGGGCAAAGCCUGAAGUUUGAAAAUGGCCAAUGGAUAGCAGACACGGGAAUUAGUGGGGGUGUGGACCGGCGAGAAACCCAGCGCCUGCGCAGGCGGAACCAGCAGUUGGAGGAAGAGAACAAUCUCUUAAGGCUGAAAGUGGAUAUCCUGCUGGACAUGCUUUCAGAGAUCACUGCUGAAUCUCACCUAAAGGACAAGGAACUGGAUGAACUGAAGAGUGUCAGCCGGAGGAGGAAGUGAAGACCCUGAGACAUCUUAGGAGAGCGGGAAGAUUCCACUGGCCAGGGGAGGAGGGUGGAGCUGGCACUUUGUUUUUAGUCUAGUAGACUUGUCCUGGGAGAGCAUCAGUGGGCACUGGUACAGGGAGGUGACAUGGGAGGAAACCAAGGUGCCAGGCCAUGCAGCAGCUCGGGAGACGCUCCAGUCUGAAACAGACACUAGGUAGGUCUGGGGGCUGGUAGUCUGGGGAUGAUUGUCACAUGUGAGAGCCUUCCUAAUAUGUCACCUAGCUAACUGUGUUGGGAGCAGCAGCUGGACUUCAUAGUCUCACCCCCUAAUACUGGUGUUUGGUUUAUGACACCAGUUCCAAAGAGCCCUGUAUUGGGGGUGUGUAGUGAACAGCUAAGUUGUCUGCACCAGGGCCAUGGUCUCCCUGCCUGUGAAGAAUAUUUGUCCCUCAAGUCCCAGCCCCUCUGGCUUCAGCUUCCCAGCAGCAAGUGCCAGCCUUCCAUAGAACACUGUGUUUUGUUACUUUGCUGUUUAUAAUGUGGAAAAAAAAUGGUGUUAAAUACUGUGCGUGUGUGACCAAAAUGGCUGAAAAAAGUCAUCAUGGGUUCAUCAAGUAA